Molecule: messenger RNA, 1097 nt
Organism: Manihot esculenta (cassava)
Lineage: Eukaryota; Viridiplantae; Streptophyta; Magnoliopsida; Malpighiales; Euphorbiaceae
Product: phosphatidylinositol transfer protein 3
Exons: 6
Coding region: 226-966 (246 amino acids)
Source: RefSeq, a predicted model, not a curated record
AGGGAUAUUAAUGGCGUCGCUAACAGCGUGACACCUCCACCAUAAGUUUGACAAUUUCUUUUUAACCUUUAAAGAAAGAUUUUUCUUCUCCUCGGAUUCCCUGAGUCCGUCGGCACAUUACUCAACUCAACAUAGGCAUAAACACUGCAAUUGCAUUUCCUCUCGCUGUGGAUUACACUUCUGCAAAUCAAAUUUCAUAUUGGUUGCAGAGAGGACACAACUCACAUGGAAUUCAACAACGCAGAGCGAGCAAAUGGAGAGGAAACAAAUCAGAUUGAGCAAAACAAAGUUCGUAUUAUGAGAGCCCAUGUGGAAAGAGAAGAUCCCUCCGUCAAGGACGUGGAUGAUUUGAUGAUCCGGAGAUUUUUGCGUGCUCGUGAACUAGAUAUUGAGAAGGCUUCUGCCUUGCUCCUUAAGUACCUAAGCUGGAGGCGAUCAUCUCUCCCUAAUGGCUUUAUAUCUCCAUCAGAGAUUCCAAAUGAACUUGCCCAAAACAAGUUGUUCAUGCAAGGUGUUGACAAGAAGAAUCACCCUAUAGUAGUUGUUUUUGGUGCCAAACAUAAGCCCUACAAAGGACAUAUGGAGGAGUUCAAGCGUUUUGUGGCCUUUACUCUUGAGAGAAUAUGUGAAAGAAUGCCACCUGGACAAGAAAAGUUUGUGGCCAUUGCAGAUAUUGAAGGAUGGGGAUACACUAAUAGCGAUAUUCGUGGAUAUCUAGCAGCUUUAUCAAUACUUCAGGACUGUUACCCAGAGAGAUUAGCCAAAUUGUUCAUAGUCCACGUGCCUUACAUUUUCAUGACUGCAUGGAAGGUUGUUUACCCAUUCAUUGACAGCAAAACCAGAAAGAAGAUAAAUUUUGUUGAGAGCAAAAAAUUGAAGUCCACUCUGCUGGAGGACAUUGAUGAGAGCCAACUACCUGAUAUAUAUGGAGGCAGACUACCAUUAGUUCCUAUCCAAGACUGCUAACUUGAUUAUUUCCUCUAGAAUUGGAAGGCCUCAGGAGCCAAACAUAAUAAAAAUGACAGUUCAUUCCUGUAUAUUUUGGUCUCCCCUUAGUUUAUAAUCCUUCAGUCUGAGCCACAUUAAUUGAGAUCCUA